CCUCAUCGUUAGCCCUAGUAAUAAAGGGGUGAUUAAUCUUCGGUGUGCCAAAGAUAGCCGAAUGUUCACGUUUGGGAUUACAAAUAGUUAUUGAGAAUUGCCGAGGUGUACCUACAACAAUAAAAAAUGUAAAUUAGAUGUUUGUAUUUGUGUUUAAACUCAACAGAGAAAUUUAAAAUUCUAAAAAUUAAAAACUAUUCUAUUUGUUGUCCUAUUAACCAAUCUUUGGAAUUCCACAAAAAAACAAAUAAAAAACGAAAAAAAUUAGUAUACAUGCAAAUAUUGGUUUUCCAAAUUUUGCAAAUAUGUCAUUUAUGAAAAAGUGGCAAAAUAGUGUCAAAUGCAGUCAGAAUUGUUCAAUCAUUAACAAGAAUGGAGAGAAUCUCAGUUGUAAGUACCUGGGCCACAGCUUGGAUGAACCCAAUCAUGACAAAGUCUGCAAAGAGAGAAAUGAAAAGAACCCGAAAAGCCGCAUUAAAAUGAAUUGCAAGGAAUGUAAAUUGAAAAAUCGCUGCGAUGUGGAACCCGAUUCGAUGGGCUCGGCCGUAGCUCUAACCUGUUCCCAUGCGCCUUUAGUGCGACGCUGCGAUUGCCUCGAGGAGGAGUUGCAUGCCUCAACAAUUGCCCAGGACUUUGCCACGUAUCUCAAGGCGUUCGCUUUGAUUUACGUACUGCCCGAGGAGGAGUGGCGCACCGAGAACAUUGAUAAACUGCUCAUCGAGGGUGAAGAGCUAUUCCAAACUAGCUCCGAGGACACCGCAGAUGGGCCACAGCACAAGUCCUCCAUCUACAGCAGCAUUGAGCAGCACAUCAAGCGCAGUUUCAAAUUGGAGGGCCAUGACUUCACACUCGAACUAAGGUCGCCCUAUUUGGGCAAUGAGGACGAGGCAAUGGAUCUGCGGCCACCGCACAUUAUGAAGAAUCUUAAACAGGUGAUGCGCAGCUUCUUUCAGAAUGCCCAUUACUGCCUGCUGUUGCACAAGGCGGGCUAUCUGCUGAUCUGGCGGCGGCGCCUGUUGUACUUUGUGAUGGACGUUAAGGGUCGGCGACCCGAUGAUUUGGUCAGCGUUCGACCUGGUGUGGCCAUGCUGGUCUGUCUACAGACCCUGGACAAUGUUGUCCAUCUGAUAAGCAAUCGAAGUGACGAUAAUCCGAACGGCGAGUUUAGCAUACGUGAGCUGGCCGUGGUGCGACUGGUUACCCCCGAUGGCCGGACAUUUCUGCGGGAUACCAAUCAGCGCGACCUUGAGUAUAAAGUCAUCAGUAAUGAUUAUGCCUAUCUCAAGAGCAAUCUGCAUCUCUCGCUCAAUCCGGAGGCAGCAGUGCGCAAUUGCUGCAGCAUUAUUGUGGGCGUGGCUGGCAUAUUGGCAUCCCACAUCGAUCAUCCCGCCUCAUGGAAUACGAACAUGUUUGAUCGCCUCAUCUGCUAUGGUGUCGAGCUCUGCCGCAGUUGCUGGGGCGCAAAUGUGAAGGAUCGUUUGCCCAUUAGUCUGGACAAGUUUCCCACACAGCUGCGCCUUGGACAGUUUGUUGCGGAGAUAAAGCUUAUGCCGGAAAUCUCCAGUGGCCAAUGGCGUUGUGGCUUCACUUAUCAGGGCAGCGAUUUUGAAUAUAACAUCCGCCAUAUCCUGAGGGACUUUGGCAACGCUUUGUUCCAGAUCAACAAUCAAAUGUAUGCUCUGUGGUGCAAGGACAACUUUUACUAUUUGCUCGAUCCCUAUCGGCAUAUAGUGGUCGGUCAGAAGGCGACCAAAGAUGGUAACAACUCCGUCAAAUGGGCCACGGUGCGCAUGUUUCGGGAUUUGACUACCAUGCUCAAUGUAUUUCAUCAACUGCUUAAGGAGUCCAAUCGGCAUUCGACCUUUCAUAUUCACGUGCUGCGCACCAAGAAUAUAGCAAAGUGCCCCCAAGGAUUGGCAUUGAAGCCAACGCCCGAUGAUGCCUACUGUGUGGUAAAGCCGCUCAACGAGCCCAUCAAUUUCCCACAGCAGCUGUGCCCCUGUGAUAAGCUCCUGGUUGAGAUAAGCGACUAUGAGCCGGAUGUGAUAAGUACGACAGAAGACACAGUCAACUUUACGGUCGAUACUCAAUAUUCUGGUGAGGAUGGGGGUGGCUUGGAGCAGGUGGAGGUGGAGAUUAUAAGGCCUGCCAAGCAAGCCACUAAAAGCAAGCCUCCAAUUGCGAAACCAAGUGCUAAACGGCAACCGUCGCCGGCCAAAAAGCAAGCAACAAUACGUCAAAAAAGUGGGUCUACCAAAGUGGAAGAUAAGCUGAGCGCUUCGCGAAAUAAACAAAAGUCCGGUCCUGCGAUUGGAUCCAAGCCAAUCGAAACGGAAAUGAAAGCACCGACUAGAAAUAUGAGCACCAAAGUGCCGCAGCAUGUGGAAACGCCUCUGGCGGAGGAUAAGUUUUCCGAACUCGACGCCAAGCUCUGUGCCAGGUAUCGCCCCAUCAAUGUUAGACAGUUCAGGCUUGAUAAUUGCAGUCGCUGCCAAUGCUCAAAGUAUACCUCAAAUCAGACAGAAACUGCCGAUGCUUCGACGAGCUGUCAGCCCGUUGCAGCGCCACAGAAUAAACAUCAUUUGGAGGCAGGUGCUGAAACUGGAUCGAUAUCCUAUCCCGUUUAUACCAAAUAUCCGCAUAAUCUGGCCGUCGCUGGUUCCGAAAGCGGCACCAUGGAGAGCCUGAACCGUCUGCUGGACUCCGCCUUCAAAGUAACCAAACGGGUGCUCACCAUAACUCCUUGGGGCAAUUAUGUGGUCUUUAAGCAGCCCGACCGGACUCGAGAUUCGCCAAAUUGCUUAGGGUUUUACGUAUUCGAUGGUUGCACCUGCAACAUUGAUCGCUUUAGACAUUUGGAUCUGACCAAUGGCACCGCCGGCCUGUUGCCCUUCCAGACACAAUAUGAGGUGGUUUGUUUUAUGAUUGACUCACGGGAAACGAAAGCUUUGAGAAUGCUGCGCACUCGACUGGGUCAGUCCUCACCGCAGUUCGAGCAGUUCCUGGGUCGUGGAACAUAGAUGCAAAUAAAAUCGGUUUUUAAAUUUUUUUUUCCUUUUAACAUUUUGAAACUUCCAAAUCUGUUGUCUUGUAAAUACGAUCCAUUUAAUUCAAUGGGAAUGUAAAUGAAUCUGGGGUAUCUCACGUGUGAUUAUAAAGACUCGUAAAAGAUUCAGACGAUUUACAGGGCUUACUCGAAAAGGGAAGCCUCUAAGUGAACCAUGUAUAAAUCUAUUGAAGGUCGAUCAGUAAAUACAUAUCUUAAAUGAUUA
Drosophila montana is the source of this 3272-nucleotide messenger RNA. RefSeq names its product male sterile (3) 76Cc (gene ms(3)76Cc). The record is from RefSeq and is a predicted model, not a curated record. Bases 306 to 3020 code for a protein of 904 amino acids. The transcript has 4 exons. NCBI's taxonomy places the organism in Eukaryota, Metazoa, Arthropoda, Insecta, Diptera, Drosophilidae.